AUGGCAGUGGAUGGGGAAGACGAGCAUUGCAGGGGCCGCUUGAACGAUUGCCUGGGACGAGUCGAUUCAUGUUUUGACUGCGUUUUCGUUCGGCACAAUCCAUUUUCCUGUUUUCAAGCCUGUCUCAUCUCGAGCUGCCUUCUGCCCCUUGCCCUUGGCCUGGCCGUGUGGGGUGCGUGCCAGGGUGUUGCACUCGGUGCUACGGCCUUGGACCACUUUGUGGCCCCGGAGGAAGUCCGGGUCAACAGCCCGGAAUCCUUUGCGGCCCGGCUGCACAACCACACAGAUAUGCCAAAGAGCUGCACUCGUGUGGUGCCCACAGAUGCGGUGGAGAAUGCUUCCGUGGCCUCCGAGUGUUUAGCGUGGUGCCGUGAUAGCUUGGGACCGGGAUCCGGCUUCCCCUUUGCCUUCAGCCCCUGGCAUUGGAGGCAGAUGAAAGAGGCGGGCGAAGAUGUCGAGACGAGCUUCAAGAUGUGCUGGAAAGUGGAAACGGCAGCUUGGGCCUUGGGCUGGUGCCCAUCGAACUGGCAGAUGUACUUGGCAGCUGUCCUCUACGGCAGCGUCAGCAGCAUCGCAUUCCUCUGUUUCCAGUGGAAGCACUGGGAUGAAGAGUCCGAGUCAGACGAGUCGGACGAGUCGGAAGCGGAAGACUCGGAGUCACAACGCAGCCUUCGGCGUCCAGGGGGCCGCCCGGACUACGUUGCGCCAGACGAUGAGGGCUUCGAAGCUGGAAGCCCAUUUGCUGCCUCCAGAAGGCAUAAGCCACCCUUUUGUUGCAUCGGCAUAAACUCCGACUAUGAGGGUGCAAAGUGCCAGCUGCGCUUGUCAUGUUUCUUCAUGCUCUUCGAGCCUGCGCUUGACAUCCUGUCCAUCCUGAUGUUUCUACGGAGAGGCCAACCAAUCUACGCAGCUGUAGUCGGCACAUCAGUGGCCAUCUCCUGCAUCCUGGAACGUGACUUUUUCCAGAUCCGAGGUGCUGCGGCCAUGGCUGCAAGUUUACGGCGGGGCUUUGCAACGCCUUUGCUCUACGAACAUCAGGUGCUGGAGAUCGUGGAGAGCUCUGGCUCCACGAUUGUGCAGUGCUAUGCGGCCCUCCGCAUGGACCUGACAGCGGGCGCAUCCCUCUCCACGGUCUGCACGCUGAUCGCGAGCGCAGGCAGCAGCCUUCUCCUCUCUCUGCCGCAAGCUGUCAGAGCCGCCUCAGUUCUCGUGGGGGUGUAUUUCAAUGAUUACUAUGAGCAGGAGAAGAGGAAAGCGGGAGUGCCAGCCGUCUGGAGGUAUUUGCCUUCGGUGCUUUGCAUGUCUAUUGCAGAGCUGGCUUUGAUUCUCGGAAGGCACAACGAUGGCCAGUUUGUGUCUCCAUGGUCCUUAAUCUUGGAGAUGCCAAGUUGGGAGCUUUUCCUUUCUGCGCUCUUCCUGCUCCUCUUCCGUGUUGCGGUCCUAGGGGGCCUUCUCCUGGGCUUUGCUGCCUGCUUUCUGGUAUGCGGAUUCAUGUGCUUUUGGAGUGACUUUCUGGACGACUGGGGGGGUUGA
Molecule: messenger RNA, 1533 nt
Organism: Symbiodinium sp. CCMP2456
Lineage: Eukaryota; Dinophyceae; Suessiales; Symbiodiniaceae
Source: the annotation of a GenBank genome assembly